Messenger RNA from Colletotrichum destructivum, 846 nucleotides. RefSeq lists its product as uncharacterized. The transcript has 2 exons. The record is from RefSeq and is a predicted model, not a curated record. The coding region runs from base 207 to 701 and encodes 164 amino acids. Lineage: Eukaryota; Fungi; Ascomycota; Sordariomycetes; Glomerellales; Glomerellaceae.
UUGUCUUAGCUUUCUUGAAGCGGCCAAAGUGCAGGAAAUGGAUGAGAACCAAGUUGGUGGAUUAUCCACAGCACGAAGCAUUAGUUAAAUAAGGUUGCGCAAUCGACGCAUACGUGUAUUCAUUAGGUUCAUCAUCUUUCUCAGAUGCUCCUUAUUUUAGGGGUGCACAUUCUAAAUUUCAAACAGAACCAGCAAUCUUCCCAGCAAUGACUUCCCCAACAGAGACCAAGAUCCUCGUCUCAUCCCGUGAGAUUGCAGAGAGUGACCGUCUGAAGAGUCUGUACCCAACGGUCAUCCUUGCAUCUGCCGUUUCUGGCAGCGCUACCAUGAUCAUGUUGCUUGGUAGAUCGGCAACAACCGCCUCGGUCUUGAACGAUGUCUCAACGUGUCUCCUCGUCAGCUCCGUCAUCACGGCAGUCUUUACAGCAAUGAUAACAAUCAUGCUUUCGUUCGAGUUCCAGAGCAGCCAUGAACCCACCCGGAUGCGUCGAGCAACGGCAUGGGUGCCGAUCUUCUUUUUCGAUUUUAUGUUAUUCGAGUUGGUCCUUGGUCUAGUUUUUUGGUUUACAGCUGGACAUGCCUGGCAGUUUGCUGCUCUUCUCGGCCUAGUAUCCGGAUCACUUUUCAUGGUAACGGCAGCUGUAGCUGUGUGGAUGACAGUAAAGGCCAGCCCGUUGGGUUGCCUGGGGAAACGAUUAUAGACAGAGUCUGAAGUUUGACUCUGUCAAUUUUUCGAUCAGGGACCUCAACUACCUAUGGAACCACCUGAUAAAGGACAGCAUGCAGCAUUGGCCAGAAUUGUAUUAUGCAGUACUACAGACCCCACUAAGAAGCAGAUAAGACCUU